Molecule: messenger RNA, 876 nt
Organism: Prunus dulcis (almond)
Lineage: Eukaryota; Viridiplantae; Streptophyta; Magnoliopsida; Rosales; Rosaceae
Product: protein RETICULATA-RELATED 4, chloroplastic-like
Exons: 9
Coding region: 1-735 (244 amino acids)
Source: RefSeq, a predicted model, not a curated record
AUGGGGAAGGUGGUGUUCAGGUGGCUGCUUGGGUUUGAUGGGUUUAAGGAGCGGUUGCUUGCGGAUGACCUGUUCUUGACUAAGGUUGCUAUAGAGUGUGGUGUUGGAAUAUUCACCAAGACUGCUGCAGAGUUGGAGCGGCGCCGCGAAAAUUUUACCAAAGAGCUGGAUUUUGUUUUUGCGGAUGUGGUGAUGGCCAUUAUAGCCGAUUUUAUGCUUGUUUGGCUUCCUGCUCCUACUGUUUCACUUCGACCUCCUCUUACUGUCAGUGCGGGGCGUCUUGCUAAGUUCUUCUAUGGGUGUCCUGAUAAUGCUUUUCAGGUAGCUUUGGCUGGAACAUCUUACUCACUCUUACAGAGAAUAGGUGCAAUAGUGAGAAAUGGAGCUAAACUAUUUGCAGUUGGGACUGGUGCAUCUCUGGUUGGUACGGGUGUAACAAAUGCAUUGAUUAAUGCACGAAAAGCUAUCGACAAAUCUUUCGCUGGUGAAGCAGAGGAUGUUCCCAUAUUAUCAACUAGUGUAGCCUAUGGAGUUUAUAUGGCAGUUUCUAGCAAUCUAAGGUACCAAGUUCUCGCUGGAGUAAUUGAACAACGAAUUCUAGAACCCUUGCUACACCAACACAAGAUUAUACUUAGUGCAAUUUGCUUUGCUGUUCGAACAGGCAACACAUUCUUGGGGUCCUUGAUGUGGGUUGAUUAUGCACGGUGGGUUGGAAUUCAAAAGAUACGAGAUUAGAGCUUAGGGUAGAUUACAUGGUUGUUGUAAGUAAUUUUAUUUUUGUGCAGAUAUUGAUUUUGUUUAUGGAAUUACAGUGCUGUAACCAAGGGGGCAUAUCUUAUUUGAUUGAGGAUGGAAUAAGAAUUCUGUAUAUGAAUA